Molecule: messenger RNA, 696 nt
Organism: Clonostachys rhizophaga
Lineage: Eukaryota; Fungi; Ascomycota; Sordariomycetes; Hypocreales; Bionectriaceae
Source: the annotation of a GenBank genome assembly
AUGCUUCGCUUCGCUGUAGCCUCAGCCUUUUCAAGCCUCCUGGCUGUUGUAAAUGCCCACGGGGGCGCUAUGCACUACAUCAUUGACGGAGAAGUGUACACCGGCAACUGGGACAUUCAAAACAACACUGAGGGAAGCAUCGGGCGCCAGUGGAACUGGGGUGGAGUCUCGAAACUGGAGGACCCUUACUUCGCGUGCGGCAACAAUGGCGUGCCGCAUGCCAACUCGUACUACGCGCCCAUUGUGGCCGGCAAUAUAGUCACGGCAAACUACUCCCUUGACACUAAGAGCGAGGAGGCUGAGAGGCCGUGGACCUUUGGGCACCCGUACGGUGCAAUGCUAGCUUACAUGGCCGCUUGCCCGGAGGAGGGCUGCGAAAGCGUUGAUCUCAAUGCUCCCAUCUGGUUCAAGGUCUGGGAGGCCGGCUUGAUCAGUGGCACCUGGGCCGACGGGUACUGGGCCAUGAGGGACGUGUAUGAAGGCGCCGAGCUGGACAUUUCCACCCCAGCGUCUCUCAAGCCUGGAAAGUACAUCUUGCGACAUGAGAUGCUCAACCUGCAGACUGGACCCGCACAGUGGUUCCCACAAUGCAUUCAACUCGAGGUCAGCGGGUCAGGCGACAGUCUUCCAUCAACUGAGGAUCUCGUGGCGUUCCCUGGAGUAUAUGACAAGGUCAGUGAGACCGAUAUACUUUGA